Molecule: messenger RNA, 5283 nt
Organism: Anneissia japonica
Lineage: Eukaryota; Metazoa; Echinodermata; Crinoidea; Comatulida; Comatulidae
Exons: 4
Coding region: 474-2000 (508 amino acids)
Source: RefSeq, a predicted model, not a curated record
AUGAAGAUUCGAUCAUGAGAAUGGAAUUUAAACAAUUUUCUUUAGUAUUAAGAUGGUAUUAAGGGAUCAAAUAUGAAUGCAGAAACUUUUAAGAGGUCAAAGAGACUUCAAAGAGGUCAAAGCAAAACUUGAACAUCAACCAGUGUCCAAGUGAUGAUAUACGGAGAUAAACAGAUUGGGAAUCAAUUACAGUGGAUCUAUACAACUAUUUGAGAAGAAAUCAAACCCAUACAGAAUCACAUCAUAGCACUGGUUAAGUGCUUUACCAUCCCAACAAAAACAAUACAAGAUUUCAGCAAGAUUCUACCUUUACGUUGAGGAGUGAUCAGAUUUCUUCGUGUAUCAUUGACCAGGCAAACAGGAAAACAGUCAAAGCUUAUUGGUAAUAUCCUUGGAAUGAGGCAAACAGUGAACUAUUGUGAAACCGGAGUUACUUUCAUUUGGCAGACAGAUCUGUUUAUCAUCAGACUAUCAUGAAAAUCCUAACGCCUGCAAUUCUGGGUAUUCCAUUAUUUUUAUCAAUAAUUCUUGAUUCAUAUGGAUUGGAGCCACCACUAUGCCACCCGAAAAAAAAAAUUUGGAAAGAAACACAAGACCUAGCUGUCUGCACUGAUGAUAAUCAACCAACGGAGAAACCAAUCAUACGCAGAAAUGGAGUAGAUGUUUCAGGAAAAAGUACCAUAUUUAACAGAAAGUACCAAGUAUCGUAUCAACCAUUAAGAGCAGAUGAAGGACAGGUUUUAGAGUGUUAUGUUUCUGAUCAAAACUGUACAUUUGGUACAUUAAAUGUUGUUUACAAGCCUGAAGUUACACUAACCAGGAUGUCUAAAAAUAUCUUCUCAUGCACUGUCGAUGCAAACCCCUUUUUAAGUAUUGGAUGGUCAAUUACUCCAAGCUACCUGAUUCAUCAUACAGAACAAGACCUAAUAACAUCCACAAAUUCAAUGUUAACAAUAACUAAACCAUCACAAAUGAUGAAUAAUACAAAUAUUACCUGUUUUUCCCAAAAUGACAUUGGUAAAGAUAGUGUGACUUUACCAUAUAUUGAGACUCUACCAUCAACUGAAAUUGACAUCAAUGACAACACAAGUUACAGAACCUCGACCAGCAAUUCUUUACCGUCAACUAAAAUUCUGACGGAAAACCAUGGUCACACACCUACCCCAUGGAAAGUCGGAAAAAGCGGGAAUAUAUACCGGAAAUCAAUACCUGUGUAUGUGAUGGUAUUGAUUGUCGGAGGCACAUUGUGCCUCUUAAUACUGAUAAUGUUUGGUUGUUACAUUUACAAACGACCAUAUCGUGACGACAAUGUUGAUAAUAAAAACACCGCAGAUAACAGCAACACCGAUCCAAUAUAUGUUGAAUUGAACAAUGUGAGUGGACAGAGAGAUAGCGCAUUGGAUACUUACAAUGAUGAAAUUUCUCCCGUUAACACUAACUAUUACGAACAUUUACCCGAUGUUGUUUCUAACAAGAUGCAGCCUGGACAUAAUUCAGACUCUCUAAAAAAACACACUUCCGCGAUAGAUUCAGAAUGCGAGAAUCAUGUUGAGAGCAGUGUUCAGAAGCUGGAUAAUUUGCCAAAGAAAUGCCCGGUAGACGCUCCAGCUUAUUUUGUACUUGAGGAAAACUAUGUAGAUAACUGUACUAUCUAUGAGGAUAUUAACGAUAAGUAUGAGCAAGUUGAGAAUUCCAGUGGUGACUAUGAUUGUGGUGGCCAAGAAGAAUCAGUUAUUUCCAAGACUUUGGAUGAUUAUAAUAUCUAUGCAGAAAUUGGAACUGGGGAUACGACAAAAGACUUUGUGAGCCAUGAAAAUGAGAUAUAUGAAUCGCUUGAUACAGGUCACUAUGAUAAGUUUCAUACAAUAAGGCCUCUUCCUGAGUUUAGCAAGAGCAUACUAUCAACAAAUAGAUCAGACUCAAAAACAUGCCAGAUAGCAUCAGCACCUGAACAGCGAACUUACACAGAUGAAUGUAAUAUUAAGUUCCUACUCAAGUAAGGGCUCCAUACUUAAGAACACCCUACAAAAUUCUGUCUGCUUUACAUAUGCUUUAAGAGGACUCCUAUAAGGUAUUGGAAUUAUUAGCAAGAUAUUCCAUGGAAACUUUCCUGGGAAACUUGCACAUCUACUAAAAAAUGUAGUGUAAUGAUCAAGCUGAGAUGUUUUUUGAUUGGCUAUGACUACACACCAUCCUAAAGCUGUUUGUUAACCACUAGAUUAUACUUGCAAAUUGUAAAAUUUAUUAAAAAUCAUUUAAAAUCUUGAAGUUUAAAUAAAAAUAGUCUUAAUUUAUCUCCAGUUAGAGGAGCAAUGCUCGCAAUGGUAGAACCGCGUAUGCUCGUUCAGUGGUGGCACUAGGAUUUGCCCAAUGGAAGAACCGAGGUCCCCGACAGAAAGGGGGGGGGGGGGCCCGAUUAGUAGGAAUCGUGUUUUAGGGGUCAUUCACAAAUUUAUCAAUAUUUUCUCAAGUGUAAAAACUGUACUCUUUUUUGGUACCCCCUUCCCCUCUGAAAGUAUAUAUAAAAAAUUGUGAUUUUUUUUUUUGGUGAAGUUAUUUUAUUUAUUAUCUAUUUUAAAACAAUCGUCCAACAGGAACUCUUCGUUCCAACUUACAGGCGAUGGGAUUGUUGGCUAAUAAUUCCAAUACCUUAUUUUUGGUGAAGUCAACUAAAAUUAUUGUAAUCUAUUAUUUUAAAUAUUGCAUAAUGAAUCAACAUUUUCAUGCAUAUGUAAAAGUAUACAAGUUUGUCUACAUCUUCCCACUGGCAUACUGUUUGUACACUUGUAAAAUUGUUGAUAAAUAGUGAAUGACCCCUCAGUAUUAACUAAUAUAUUAUCAUACCAGUAGAAUGUCAGAAUGGCGCCAUAUAAAUGGUGUAAUUGAUUGAUUGAUUGAUUUAUUGUUAGUUUGAAGAAUGCAAAUAAUUAUUACAUAUUACACUACAAUGCUUAUAUAGUGUAUAUUGUUUAUCUUGUUUAUUAUCUUAUAGCUUUAAAUUUACAUUUUGUAAGAAUCAUUAAUAAGGCACGUUUUUUUACAGUCAAUAAUUAGGUAGUUUGACAAAUUUAACAAAUAAUUUAUAGCUACAGUACAUUGAAAAUUAUCCAAUGUUCAAAGUUUAACAAUUACAUAUAUUUAAAAAAGAUUUGAUAUUUUUUCCUAAAUUAUAAAUAAUGAUGUCGGUAGUCCAUGAAUGAGAUAGCUGGAUAAAAUAUUACAGUAUAUGCCAAAGUACACUGACUGGAACUUACCUUGAAAAUAAUAGAUUUUUCCAUUACAGUGCAACAUAUAAAAACAUCCUAAACCACAUAAGUCUUAUAAGUGAAUGUGUAAAUACAUUUAUUGUUCUAUAAAAUCCUUUGUAUUUAUAUUUAAAUUCCUAUGUUUUCAGUCAUGUUUGUGAUGUUAGCUCUCAGAUUAGACCGUAGCGACCCCAAAAAAUAGAUAAGCAAUUAAAUAUUCUUAACACGUUGGCUGCCAAAGACAUUGGGUGUUGCUGAGGGCGCUAGGCACGACUUUACUCGUCAAAAUCGAGGUAAUAUUCUAACGUUUUUACUUCUUUGUUAUGCAUUGAAGAAAAACAGACUUAACGACUGGUAGUUCGGGGAAGAUAUACUUAGACGAUAACGUACAAAUAACGGAUGUAUGUUUGUUGUGUUAUCAGCAGUACACUUGAUUGCACGAGUGGGGGCGCCCUCUGAACUUAUAGCAACCCAUGCAAAAAGCGGACGAGAAAACUUGCACUUGGCAGAGACAAUAAAAAAUGCUGUCCGAAUGCCAGCAACAAGUUUACUCGUUUCAUAAUAUUCUCCAGUCAAUUUAUGAGACACACCAUUUUGAUGAUAUUUGACUAGAUAGAAUUUCAAAAAAAUAUGUUUGUACUUGUUCUGGCACAAGAGAAAUAACCUAUGAAAAACAAGGUCUGACAGUCAACGUGUUAAUCUUUCUUUGACAAUGUAUUAUGAAGGGAACCCUCCCUCACCACUUUCUAAUUUAAAACUAAAUUUAUGUUUUUUUUUUAAUAUACUGACAAUGCAAACAUUAAAGGAAGUUUGAUAAUGUGAUAUUCCGAUUAAUGUGGUAUACUCUCUCCACAAUAUUGUCAUGAUUAGUUAAAAAUACCCAAGAUGUGCCUACAGUGUAUAUGGGCAGUAGCGUAUCUAGAAAGGUGUGCGCGAGUGCACACGCUUAACAUUUACUCACUCCCCCCCCACCACCCAGAAUAACACUUUGUUUUGUGAGCCAGUGCUAUUCCAACUCACCUAAUCAUCAUUCCCCCCCAUCAAAUUUGAACCCCCAUAAGUCCCUCAUUUUAAGGCUCCUACAUAUACCACUGUUUAUGGGUGUGAUAUGACAUCAUUAUGCUCAUAUCAAGUCAGAUAGAUUUUAGGUCUAGGAUCACAAUGGAUCCACUCAGGUCAAUUUCAUGUCACUGAAUUAUGUUAUCAUAAAUCAUAAUCUCUUCCUUUGAACUAAGUCACCUGUUUGUUUACUGUCAAGGUCACAGGAACCAAUUUCCGCACCCCUAAUGGUUUUUAAGGAUGUUUUAUUUAGAAAGAUAGGAAAUUAUUAAAAAGAAUUUCAAUGCUUGAGCAAACAUUAUUCGUAAUAAACUACUGUAGUAUUAUAUCAAUGAAUGCACUACAGCCAAUCACUGCCACUGGUUUGAUUUUAAAAAUCUAAAUGCUUAAAAAAUAUAUAUCCCAGGUUCGUACAACAGUGCUAGUAUAAGUAUACAUAGUAGGGAAUGGUCAUCAAAACUGCACCUUAAGCCACAACAAACAAUAACUACCAUACUUGUCAACCAUAUGCUUUAAUUAAAAGGUUAAAUAAACUUAAAGUUCUUUUAUAAAAAGAAAACAAAGCGUUAGUUUAAAGAUAAAGAUCGAAUACAUUUUCUUUUUCUAACUAUUUUUUAUAAUAAUAUAGUUCCUCAAUAUUUUAUAGUCAUAGACCCUUACUGGCUAAUUAUGAAUUUAAGGAUUUUUAUUUUUAAUCAAAGUUUCAUUGGAAGUUAAUAAUAAAUAAUAAUAAUAAUCAGUUUGUAUAUCGCAAAUUACAAUUAAGUCUUUAAGUGCUUUAAUUCUUAAUAAAAAGACGGCUUUUUAGACCUGAUUUAAAUUGUGAUGUGCAAUUCACUACAUCCUUUGGUAACUGAUUCCAAAGCUUGGGCACUGAAAUGUGUGUUGAAAGGCCUCCUUUCAUUAUGAUUUGGUUGAUAAGAUAUGUGACCCUUUUAUGUGAGAAAUUUAUGGUUUAUGUUGUAUUUUUGACUAGAUU